Anthonomus grandis grandis is the source of this 1644-nucleotide messenger RNA. RefSeq lists its product as uncharacterized. The coding region runs from base 94 to 1506 and encodes 470 amino acids. The record is from RefSeq and is a predicted model, not a curated record. The transcript has 7 exons. NCBI's taxonomy places the organism in Eukaryota, Metazoa, Arthropoda, Insecta, Coleoptera, Curculionidae.
AGUCCGGCGGUCGCGACGCGUUAAAUUUAAAUUCAACAUCGCUUUAAUUGAGAGGCUCGAGUUCAAUCAGCGAUCAGUAAUAAUUGAACAACGAUGGACGCGAGAUCAUCUGAUAUAACGUCGAUCAAAAGUGGUUUGAUCGAAACGAAUAACAACGAAGUGUCGUCGGCAUAUGGUGAUCAGGUGACUGAUAACUCGCGAAAGAAUUCGGAAUCGUCGAAAAAUUCGAGUCGCAUCAUUGGAACUAACGAUGUUAUACCAAACAAGUUUGAGAAACAGCUUUCUUUACAAGAUUUGUUUGCCAACAGAAGCAAAAGUGAGAAUAAGGCAUCAUUACAAAGAAAGCGGUCAAACUCAGAUGGAGGCAUAAGUUCACAACCGGAAAAUGCUGAGGCCUUUCCCAGCUUACCUAAUUCCGUGUUACAAAAGUUGGGACUUUAUGGUGACGUAAAUAGAGAACGUUUGAAGAACGAAGAAACUCUAGAACAGAAAUUUACUAGUCUAUCUUUAGCAUUUACCAUAGAUGCGACAACGAUCAAAAAUAGGUGCGAAAGGCAGAGAAGAGCCAGAGAUCAAACAGAGAGUAAUUUAAAUGUAGAAGUAGAAAAAUUGAAAAAGAACCUAGGACUACUUAAACCACUUUGCAUUAAUUUUGAGACUGCUGAUCUUCUUUCUACAUUAUAUUCGCAGAUUGAAACUUUAACAAAAGCAGCAUCGCUGGUAUCGAUUGCAGCAGAAAGAUACGGAGCAGUACAGCAUGAAGACCGAUUGACAGAUUCAGUUAACUUGAUGGUAAACUACGUUCAAGCUUUAAAACAGCAAAGAGAUACGGCAAGGCGACAAGUUCAAUAUACAAAGAAAGUUUUACAAGAACCAAUUCAUCCAGUAACGUUAAGUCCAACGAAUAGUCAAAGGGGUUUUCUAGGCAUAAAUAAAAAAUUUAUUGGCAAACGUCGUGCUAGCACUGAUUCAGUUAAUUUUAAUAAUAUUCAUCCAGUUCAGACAGAGACAAAUUUUAAAUUGAACCGAAGAACAUCUGAUAUUUCGUUUAGAGCUUCACUUUUAAAAGGGAGGCCGAGUCGAUUGGAAUUAGGAAUGGAACUAAAUAAAAUUAAAGAAAACACAAUAGUUGAAAAUAUUAAGGAAGCUCCCAUUGACAACCUCCCCGAGACUCUACAAAUAGAAACAGAAGUAACUAAGGAAGAAGUUGAUAUAAACUCAGACUCCGAUCUCGAAUUGAAUGGGGAUAUACCAAGAAUCCAAAAUACAGUUCCUAGUAGUAAUACUGUUAUUAUUACUUUGUCUAGCGAAAUAAGGUUAAAGUUUUCAUCCCUUAUAGAAGAUCUCCAUACACUUCUAGUUGAAUUUUUUAAAAGGUGGUCACAAAAGGGAUACAUGCAUAUGUUCCUGAAUUCGUGUGCAGUUUUAUGUUUUUUUGUUAGUAUAUUAACAUUAGUGAAUACACUUUUAGAAUAUAAAACCGGAAUCUUAAAAUUAAGUAACUAAUUUAUUUUUUUCAUAGACUAUAAUGCAAAUAAAUAAAUCUUUGUUUGUUGUAAUCUGUGAAUGUAGGUAUUUAAGUAAUUGUGUGUAUGAUAUAGAAAAAUGUAUCUAAUUAUUGUAAUAAAAUUAAAUAGCUGUGUU